Messenger RNA from Cladocopium goreaui, 2895 nucleotides. Lineage: Eukaryota; Dinophyceae; Suessiales; Symbiodiniaceae. The record is from the annotation of a GenBank genome assembly.
AUGUCGAAGAUCUCCGCUGCUGCCUUGUUGCAGCUGGCAGACCAGUUUGACCGGCAGAAAAAGUUUCGGCGCAGGAGGAUCGACAAAGCGCUGGGGAGGAUUCCGAAGGGUCAAGAGUCGCCUUUUGGCGACUUCCCUGAGGAUUAUGCCAGGCCGCUGCCCACGACGCCCCUCUCCGCGCGUGCGCCGUCGUCCCUGGCACGAACGGUGCCGGUGCCGGACCUAAGUUCCUCGAUGCAAGCGGCAGAAGCGCGUGGGAGGUCCCUCCGAUCAAUGGCCGUAGCGCCCAAGUCGGCGAGAGGUCCCAACAGGAUGGCUGUGACACUUCAAGCUCUGAGAGAUGAGGUGCAGAAACAGGCUGAAGCCUUGAGCCCUCGUAGCCCGCGCUCGAGCCCGCGCUCUCCGGCCCUGUCGGCACGCGCUGGAAGCCCUCAAAAGCUGCAGAUGGCGCCGUCGCCGCCGAAAGCCGGCGCCUUCAGGCGCCGCGCCAUCAAGCCUUCGGAGUUUCGGCGCUUCUACGAUCGUGGCGAUCUGCCGAUCCAGGUGCAGCACACUGGCACGCAGAACAAGAUCGCGUGGAAGGUGGACAUCGAAAAGUUGGACUAUCACCACUAUCUGCCCAUCUUCUUCGAUGGGCUGAGAGAAAAGGAGGACCCUUAUCGCUUCCUUGCCGUCGAGGGCGUCUUCAACCUUCUGGAUCGAGGUAACAGCAAGAUCUUGCCGGUGGUACCGCAGCUCAUCAUGCCGAUCAAGACGGCCUUGAACACGCGAGACGCCGAGGUCAUCAACACGACGCUGAAAGUCUUGCAGGCGCUGGUGCUGUCCGGCGAGAUGAUCGGUGAGGCCCUCGUACCGUACUACCGACAGAUCCUUCCUAUCUUCAGCAUCUUCAAGCAGUGCUGUCCAAGCACCUUCGAUCAGAUCGACUAUGCGCAGCGAAAGCGUGUCUUGGCCGAAAGGUGGAAGGUGUCUUUGAUCAACACAGACCGACCUGGUCGCCUGGUUGCGCAUUGCGCACCAGCAGGGGUGCACGCAGCGCCUACCGCGGCCAUGCCGUUGGGUGCUGUGAACAGGGUCGAAGAUCGAGCAUCGACUCGAGGUCCAGCCCCGGGUUGGUCCAUGGGGAGGUUUGGCGAUGGCGUGAGUUCCCCCAAGGAUCAUCCGCCUGCCUUGACUCAGGCGCGACCCGGGCGAAGACCCCUGCCCUUGGACGGCGGCAAGUCUCCCUUCGGAGGGGAACUGCCUGAGUUGCGCAGAGAUAUGUCUUUGAGGCUGCCAACGUUGCUCCUCUCAUGUAGGAGUGCCCAGGUCGAGGAGGACAAGUCGCCUGCCACCCCCCCGCGGCGGGUGGGCUUCGCCUCGAACGGAGGAACCCCCUUUGGCACUCCCUCAGCGCUAGAGAAGUCCAAGAUCCGAAAGGACAAGAAAGAAAAAGAGGGGAUAGUGCGAUCCAAGUCUCAGUUUGGGCGAAGCGUCCUUUUCCUCGACGACGAGAGCAAUCUACCGCGUGCGCGACGAUCGAUUCGCAGGCAAAAGACUUGGACCUGUAGCAGCAUCCCCCCACAAACAGAAGCUUCAACUCCCAGUUAUGUCAGUCACUCCCCCAAGAGUUCAUCCUCCGUCCCGGCGUCCCCGGACUCCACGAUGAGCUCACCAGGCUUUCAUUGGACCAAAGGGUCUUCGAUUGGUACUGGAUCGCAUGGCUGCGUUUACAAGGCUCUCAAUACACUCACGGGCAAAAUCUUUGCCGUGAAGCAGAGCAUUGUGGAUGAUCGAAAAGAAGAGGAUCGGAAAUACCGAGAGAGAUUGGAAGUAGAACUUACGAUUUGCAAGGAUUUGCGCCAUCCCAACAUUGUGGAGACACUGGGCUUUGAGAACGCCAGCAAUCACUUGUACAUUUACUUGGAAUAUGUGCCGGGCGGUUCGAUGAGUUCUUUGCUUCACGAAUUCGGGCCGCUGACUGGAGAUCUACUCACGAGGUCGACCACUGGUGUGCUUCAGGGGUUGAAUUACCUACACACCCGCAAUCCACCAGUGGUGCACCGUGACAUCAAGGGUGCCAACAUUUUGGUUGAUGUGAACUUUACUGUGAAGCUAAGUGACUUCGGUUGCUCCAAGCGCAGUAAUGAGACCACAUCCUUCACCACCAUUGGGUCAAUCCCAUGGAUGGCGCCGGAAGUGAUCCAACAGCAAGAUGGUUAUGGACGCAAGGCCGAUAUUUGGAGCCUGGGCUGUGUACUGAUUGAAAUGGCCACGGCGGAAAAGCCUUGGGGCAACGGAGCCUUUGAAAAUGUGAUGUUCGCCCUGAGGCACAUUGCCAUGUCCUCUGAGCUGCCUCCCAUUCCAGCCUCCUUAAACGAAGCCGGCCGCCACUUUGCGAGCUCCUGUUUACAGAGAGAUGCGGAUGCACGCCCAAUGGCCGUAGACCUACUAAGCCUCUUGGAGCCGAUUCAGAAACAGCUGGUCACCGAAAAUAUCGAUUUUUUGGACCAGUACGCGUCGUACAGUACUUUUGAAGGCGGCGCUUGCGGCCGUUCACCGGAGGAACCUGGCAUUCCUCCGCGGUUCCGGCAGCACAUCGAGCACUUGGAUCUGUUUAGGAUCCAUCUCGCUGACGUCGCGAGACGUGUCGACUUGCCCCGUUCCGUUGCACGGCACUCCGCGCGUAUCUCCGCGCGUCCAUUGUGCGCACCGUGCAGUUCGGGUCGGUCGACGUCUGGUGGACGAUUAAAACCGCGCGGUUUGGGCAUGGCACUGGGAAUGAGUCGAAAUGGCGCAUUUAAUGCCCGAUCAGAGAUGGAAGUUGGCGGGGAAGGCGGCGUGCGGAGUUUGAAGAACUCGACACAGCAUUCCUUGGCAGGUGAUAUCAGGUCUCCCGCCGGUGCCCGACCCUAA